UUUCCCCAUUUCCUAAUGGAGAAUUAAAUACUAUCGACAAUUUACUCCAGGGUCUUUCCAAAAUGAAGUUGUUCGUUAUUAUUUGCUUUGUACUUCAAGUUUCAACGGUUUUUGGCCAAGUUCCUGACCCACCACUUUCUCCUUCAAAGCUCAUCUUCAUCGGAUUUACAGCAUACGGCAAACAGUUUUAUACGCAAAAUGUCCUCCUCAAUUUAACUCAGGCGGAAGAAUUCUGUUCACAAUACACGCUUAAUAUCGCAUCUGUCGACACUUACGAUGAAGGCGUCAUGCUUGGCCAGUGGGCAACAACGCUAAACUAUCAAGAAUACGUCAUCUCAUCGUACCAAGAAGGGCUGGGUGUCGUCCCAUUUCAAAGUUUGAACUGUGCUGAAUCUUCCCGCGUUAACCAGACUGUUUGGAAUUCAGCAUCUUGCGAUGGCCUUGGUCAUCCCUUAUGUGUCACCAAUUAUACGAAUCCCAAUCCCAACCCAGCACCACCCACCUCGGAGGAACUCACAUUAAUCGGAAUUUCUACCGUUGGUCUCAUCAAGAAAGAAUUUUACGGAUAUCGACCUCCCUCCAAAUGGAGUGACGCAUACGACGUUUGUAAAUCACGAGGGCUGCAAUUAGCAACCAUUGAUCGGGAUGAAGAUCAAUUUACAAUUGUACGAUGGAGCGUUACAACAGCUACGGCGACAUGGUCCUCCUUCUGGAUCGCGGGUACUGCCAAGCUAACUGGUGACUGGCUUUGGAUUUCGAAUGGUCAAGAUGUCCCACUUCCAAAUGCGGCUUCCAAUAAAUUUCAGUGGUGGGCGGAAGGGCAACCACGAACUGACCCAACAGGACAAACCUGCUUGGCAACCUUCCUUGGGUCAGACCGUUCCUGGUAUCCCGCCCCAUGUUGGCAAGGCCGCCCUGCUCUUUGCAUGCGGGUAUCAAGUAUUAAUGGGUGAAGGUACAGUUAUUUAUAUGAUUAGUAGAAGCAGCUAUGACACUAUCUGAAAUUUGAAAUGAUUGAAUAAUAAAUAACUAAAGUUAAAAAAUGCUACAUUUGCAUAUGUAGAUUUGUAUAUGUACCGACAAGGGUUAAUUGUUACCUAGGCUACAUAUAUAUUAACGUGUGGAUGCAUUUGUAUAUCCAUAAUACACAUUCGAAUUUCUAACUCUCAAAGUAUUAUCCCGUGACAUCAGAUGGACGUUGUUACUCGUCUCUUGCCCCAGAUUAAACCACUACAGGUUUUAAAAUCGGGAAAUAUUUAUUCGUUGUUGGCAUUGGAUGAGAUUCUCUUCAAGGAACAUCCUCUCUAGCUAGCACUUUUUGCGAUUAUGUAAGA
Folsomia candida is the source of this 1334-nucleotide messenger RNA. RefSeq lists its product as uncharacterized. The coding region runs from base 63 to 953 and encodes 296 amino acids. The record is from RefSeq and is a predicted model, not a curated record. NCBI's taxonomy places the organism in Eukaryota, Metazoa, Arthropoda, Collembola, Entomobryomorpha, Isotomidae. The transcript is spliced from 3 exons.